CCUCCCUCUCCUGCACGGAGCUGCAGUAUAUGAGAGGGUCUCCUGGGUCUAGCUUCACUGCAGUGUAGAGAAGGGCAGGGCGGCUGUUUCAGUACGAUGCGCUGAAGGAUGGUGCACCAGGAGAAACGCAUUUACCAGGCCCAGAGGAAUGAGAGAGAGUCCAUCAGGCAGAAACUUGCCCUUGGCAGUUUCUAUGACGACGAACCAGUCAUCUACACCAGCUGCAGCAAGAACGGCCCGUCCUCCCGACUGCAAAGUGGGGUGAACCUGCAGGUGUGUUUUGUCAAUGACAGCAGCAGUGACAAAGACAGCGAUGCUGAGGACAGCAGGACAGAGACCAGUCUGGACACACCGUUGUCCCCUGUGAGCAAGCAGAGCUCAUCGUUAUCGGACCGGGACACGGCGGAGGAGGACUCGGACCCGUUAGAUGACUGCGGGGGGUUCUGGCGGGUGCAGCGGAGGCUGCAGGAGGAGGCCCGGGUGGCGCUGGCUCUGGCUCGACCCAUGGCUCGUAUGCAGGUGGAGGUGGAGAGGCAAAUCCAACUGCACAGACGUUCACCUGUGGCUGACCUGCUUCCCCAUCUGCCCCACAUCAGCGAGGGCUUGAUGAAGAGGAAUCUGAGGCGAGGAGACAUGAGGGACAUGAGUCUCGGACAGCUGCAAGUCAUCACAAAUGACUUACACUCACAGAUUCAGAGUCUAAAUGAGGAGCUGGUGCAGUUGCUGCUGAUGAGGGACGAGUUGCACGUGGAGCAGGACGCCAUGCUGGUGGACAUCGAGGACCUCACCAGGCACGCCCACACCCAUCAGCGGCACCAAGCAGAGAAAGCGAUCUCUAAAUAAACACCUCGUCUACACGUGUCUGUCUGCACGCCAUCUUACCUCCCGCUCCAUAGACUGUCACCAGUGUUACUAACGAAACUCCAUCUGUGCUGACUGUUUCUGGAGAAAUACACCAUGAUGUUAACACACACAGACAUCCCACAUAAUGUAUUCCUUCACAGGAUGAUGUCGAAGGACAGGAGGACGUCUGAAAGAAGAUGGGCGAUCACUACUUUCUGUAUGACACAGUUGAGUUUGUGCAGGCUUUUCACUUCCACUCAGCGUGAUUAAUCAUGCCAUGUUUUAUAGAAUUAGGGGAAUCCUCUCAAUGUAAUUGCAUCCCCUGAUUUACGUCUUCAUGAUUUUGCACGGUACACUCAUGUAUGUUAAUGCUGGGUCGGAGAGAGCACCUACCGUCUCAGACAGGAUGUCAAGUUCCAGGUGCCACACCUGACUUAACUUUGUCUUUUGUUUGUCUCUAUAAUAAUCAAGAUGAUUGAUCGGUUGAUCUGUAGACAUAGUCCGUUCACCUGUUUAUCAUUACUUUCACUAAGAGCACUGUGUCAUCACUGGAAUUCACUAUUAAACAUCUACUAACUGAGCUGUUGCAAUAGAAAAUGAUAAAACACUCUGUGCUGAUUUUGCAGCUUAGCUUCUCGGUGGUGUUUUAAUGCUGCUGCAUUGUAAUUCGAUCGCUGCUACAGUUUCCACCUGCUUUAAAGAUGCAUUUAGAGCUGUACUGUACAACAUUUUGAACUAUAUAAUUCAAAUUUGUAAAUGUUAAAUGCCUUUAUCUCGUCAAUAGAUUAAAUUACAAUAUAUGGGUUUAAAAAAAUGUAUAUUGGUUAAUACAUAGGGAUAGAAAAAGCAAAAGUGGAGGCAUGACAGCCCCCAAAUUAAAAAAUGCUGUCAGUUUUGUUAUGCUAAAUUUACCAAUGGCAAAAACAUAUAAAACAAAUAUAUGAAGAAAACAACCUAAACAUAUAUCUAUUUUAUCUGCUCAGAGGGUUUAUGGACAUACUGUCUGUAAAUGUUAAAAGAUACUUUAUUAAAAGGAUGAAGAACA
This is a messenger RNA of Epinephelus lanceolatus (giant grouper), 1888 nucleotides long. RefSeq names its product schwannomin-interacting protein 1. NCBI's taxonomy places the organism in Eukaryota, Metazoa, Chordata, Actinopteri, Perciformes, Serranidae. Gene Ontology annotation, cellular component: cell junction; plasma membrane. The record is from RefSeq and is a predicted model, not a curated record. Gene Ontology annotation, biological process: positive regulation of hippo signaling.